Molecule: messenger RNA, 967 nt
Organism: Colossoma macropomum (tambaqui)
Lineage: Eukaryota; Metazoa; Chordata; Actinopteri; Characiformes; Serrasalmidae
Gene: cnrip1b
Product: cannabinoid receptor interacting protein 1b
Exons: 3
Coding region: 86-574 (162 amino acids)
Biological process (GO): negative regulation of signaling receptor activity
Cellular component (GO): plasma membrane
Molecular function (GO): type 1 cannabinoid receptor binding
Source: RefSeq, a predicted model, not a curated record
UCCUGACCUCGUUCAUCACAGCCGGCGGAUCUCGACCUCCUCCUCUCACCUGCUCGCGCUCCUCCGUACAGCAUCUCCGGGAAGCAUGGCCCACCUCCCGCAGCUCAUCAAGAUCGGAGUGUCCCUCAAAACCACCCCCAACAACGGACCCGUCUUCUUCAAGACGGACGGGACGAGGUUCGGCCAGAGCCGGACCAUCAAAUUACUGACGGGCACCAAGUACAAAAUCGAUGUGGUGGUCAAGCCUGGCGCCGUGGAGGCGACGUCCAUGACCAUUGGUGGUGUGACUUUUCCCUUGGAGCAGCAGUCCAAAGACCCCCAGUCUGUGAUGUAUUCAGGAAUGUAUGACACUGAAGGAGUGGCCCACACCAAAAGUGGAGAGAGGCAACCUGUCCAGGUCAGCAUACAGUUUAACGAGGCUGGCCUCUUUGAGACUGUGUGGCAGGUGAAAUUCUACAACUACAACAAGAGAGACCACUGCCAGUGGGGAAACAGCUUCAACAGCAUAGAGUACGAGUGCAAACCCAACGAGACGCGCAGCCUGAUGUGGAUCAAUAAAGAAGUGUUUCUGUGAGAAAUGACCCUCAGCCGUAUGAUGAAGUGACAUCAGGCAGAACCGGAGACCCAUCGCUCUGUCUGAGAGCUGUCUGGCCACAGUACCUAUCAAUGAUACAGCGUAAAUGAACAUAUCAGCUCUUGUAGGAUCAAAGAACGUUGAUUGAAUCCUGUGUAGCAUCGCCCUGUCUAAAUGAGAAUUCUGAAUUGUGAGGUUUUCGGUGGUUUAAAGUGGUACGAACAGUUAAAAAAAAAGAAAAAAUGCAGAAAUGUUUUCCCAUUUAAGGCACUUUACCUUCUUUGUUGUUUGUCCAGUUUGUUGUCUGUUUUCUCUACCUCUGAGGAGUAGCCUCAGUUUCCAGGUGACAGUCUGCUGGUCAUGGCAGAUGCCACCAGUCAAUCACUUCCACAG